This is a messenger RNA of Parastagonospora nodorum SN15, 372 nucleotides long. RefSeq lists its product as hypothetical. The record is from RefSeq and is a predicted model, not a curated record. The coding region runs from base 1 to 372 and encodes 123 amino acids. The transcript has 2 exons. NCBI's taxonomy places the organism in Eukaryota, Fungi, Ascomycota, Dothideomycetes, Pleosporales, Phaeosphaeriaceae.
AUGGGGCGCGGUGCACUUGAUAACACAGAUGCUUCUCAGCCAAGUUCUUCCGCAGCCGCGAGUGCAAUCGACGCUCACCACGCCGAACAAGCCUACACCAAGCUCGAGGACGUUGCCGUUUUGCCAGUUAGUGACAAUGACGUGCCGGAUCCCAUACAGUUUCAGGCCGCUGAGCUGUUCGCCUCAGAAAAUGCAGAAGACCUGGUGAUCGAUGACCAAGGUUUCAUUCGUAAGAAUGAUGAGAUCUCUCGCUGCGUCACUGGUCAGUACACCAUACAUCUGUCGCGUAAAGUCAUCUCCGAUUACUUCAGCUGCAUGUUUUCUUGCAGCACUGAUACGUCGAACCUCAUGCGCAACAAGCAAGCGCCAUGA